This is a messenger RNA of Naumovozyma castellii, 666 nucleotides long. It is a transcript of the gene TMA23, whose product is annotated as Tma23p. The coding region runs from base 1 to 666 and encodes 221 amino acids. Lineage: Eukaryota; Fungi; Ascomycota; Saccharomycetes; Saccharomycetales; Saccharomycetaceae. The transcript has a single exon. The record is from RefSeq and is a predicted model, not a curated record.
AUGAGUUCGAUGAAAAAUUUCAUUAGCCAUAAUUGUUAUGAGAGACAACAACAGCAGCAGAGAAGACUAUCGAGUUAUACAAUGGAUAGCAGGGGAUAUUUGAAGUCCUAUGGAUGGAUUGAAGGUGAAGCAUUAAGAAAGGGUGGAUUAAAGAAGCCAAUCUUGGUCAAAUAUAAGAAAGAUACGAAGGGUCUCGGACAUGCGCCUGGUAAUGAUGAUGGUGAUGCAUGGUGGGAACGAUUAUUUGAUGGUCAUUUAAAGAAUCUAAAUGUAGCCAGUGAUGAUACGGGAUCUGGGAUCACGUUUAAACAGCAUACUGUUGUUGCAACAAGUGUAUCGAAACAACUGUCUCCAUUGUAUAGAAGAUUUGUCAAAGGUGUGGGAUUGAAAGGAACGAUAGAUAACAAGGAGGUACGUCCUGUUGGAAAUGAAGUAGUUUCUAGUAUAUCCAAAAGUAGAAGUAAAAAGAGAAAGAGGGAUAAAGGUGAUGAUGAAGGAAGUAGUAAAAAGAAAAAGCAUAAAAAGAGUAGUAAAGAUAAGAAGAAGUCUAAAGACAAGAAGAAAUCUAAGAGCAAGAAGGACAAGAAGGAGAAUAGCAAGAAGAGGCAUCAUAAAGAGAAAAAAGAAAAAAACGCCAAAAAAGAAUCUAAAAAGAAAUCAACAUAA